Parnassius apollo (apollo) is the source of this 1131-nucleotide messenger RNA. The record is from the annotation of a GenBank genome assembly. NCBI's taxonomy places the organism in Eukaryota, Metazoa, Arthropoda, Insecta, Lepidoptera, Papilionidae.
AUGGGCAGCAGCCAACAGAGUGAGACAAGUCAGGAAAUGGGCAGCAGCCAACAGAGUGAGACAAGUCAGGAGGUGGGCAGCAGCCAACAGAGUGAGACAAGUCAGGAGAUGGGCAGCAGCCAACAGAGUGAGACAAGUCAGGAGAUGGGCAGCAGCCAACAGAGUGAGACAAGUCAGGAGAUGGGCAGCAGCCAACAGAGUGAGACAAGUCAGGAGAUGGGCAGCAGCCAACAGAGUGAGACAAGUCGAGAGAUGGGCAGCAGCCAACAGAGUGAGACACGUCAGGAGAUGGGCAGCAGCCAACAGAGUGAGACAAGUCAGGAGAUGGGCAGCAGCCAACAGAGUGAGACAAGUCAGGAGAUGGGCAGCAGCCAACAGAGUGAGACAAGUCAGGAGAUGGGCAGCAGCCAACAGAGUGAGACAAGUCAGGAGAUGGGCAGCAGCCAACAGAGUGAGACAAGUCAGGAGAUGGGCAGCAGCCAACAGAGUGAGACAAACCAGCUGCCACGCGUAGAAGCCGCCGUGGAUCUUCCAGUUGUGGUUGAUUCAGACGAUGAUGAAAUGGUCUCCCACGAACUAGAGCAAAUGAGGAGUAUAUUGGAAGAGGCGAUUUUGGAAACGCGCAGCAUGCCUCUCGAAAAUCGACCACGACUUCCCCGCAUACCCCUAAGCAAGCGAAAUCGGGCUGUCGUGAGGGCUCUUAACCCAAUGCUGGUAAUCUAUUUGGAAGCCAGCCGGGACCUUUGCGAGACGGACUCAGUUCUUUUUGGCGCCGCAGUGGCAGCUUGCCGUAUUAUUGGCGCCAAACUUCCCAUGGCUGGACGCGCUACUAAACAAAGUAGCGCCAUCCCAGCCUGGAGAAAAAGAAUUGAGGACCGUAUCGCAAAGGCAAGGGCCCUUAUCGGCAGACUGAUAAGCUUCAGGUCGGGUAAUAAUAGACCGAGGGUUGUGCGCACCGUUAGAAUGGCGUUUGCUGGGGCAAAUAUCAGUUUGUCCCAGCCGGAUAUCACGCAGAAACUAACGGAGCGCAUAGACGACCUGAAGCAAAAGAUUGCUGCUUGGGGGAAGCGGAUUCGCCGAUUUACCGAGAGGUCAAGGCGGUUCAACCAGAAUCGUCUCCUUCCAGAGUGA